AUGAUGUCAAUGAACAGCAAGCAACCACAUUUCGCCAUGCAUCCGACCUUACCUGAGCACAAGUACACCUCUCUGCAUUCCAGCUCAGAAGCAAUAAGGAGAGCUUGCCUGCAAACUCCACAGUUGCAGAACAACAUCUUCGCUACUCUAGAUGAAACUCUCCUGGCGCGUGCGGAAGCUCUUGCGGCCGUGGAUAUCGCCGUAUCCCAGGGCAAGACCCAUCCGUUCAAGCCCGAUGCGACCUACCACACGAUGAACACCGUGCCGUGCUCCUCCAACGCCACGGUGCCACUCGCCCAUCAUCACCAUAAUCACCAUCACCACCAGAACAUUGAACCCCCGGACAUUAUGGACCAUAUCAGUUCGUCGUCCUUAACCCUGAUGACCAGCGGGCACGACGGGUCGGGAGGCGGUGGAGGAGGCGCUGGAGGGUUGAUUUCUACCUCUUCUCACCCUCACUCGCACAUGCAUAGCUUGAGCCAUAUCUCCCACCAGGCUGCUAUGAAUAUGAAUUCACCUCUAACUCACCACGGGCUUUUACCUGGUCACCACGGAUGUACGCAGGGCGCCAACGGACUUACUAAUAACGGACUUACAACUGUUAACGAUACGGAUACAGAUCCAAGGGAGCUAGAGGCAUUUGCAGAGCGGUUCAAGCAAAGGAGAAUUAAGCUCGGAGUGACCCAAGCGGACGUUGGUUCCGCGCUCGCGAAUCUAAAAAUUCCCGGAGUGGGCUCUCUAAGCCAAAGUACAAUAUGUCGGUUCGAAUCGUUAACUCUUUCACACAACAACAUGAUAGCACUGAAACCGAUCCUUCAGGCGUGGUUGGAAGAGGCCGAGGGGGCCCAAAGAGAAAAAAUGAGCAAACCUGACAUUUUGAACGGGGGUGAAAAAAAACGCAAGAGGACGUCGAUAGCUGCCCCGGAAAAGAGGUCCUUGGAAGCUUACUUUGCUGUUCAACCUCGACCGUCAUCAGAGAAGAUUGCAGCUAUAGCAGAAAAACUGGAGCUCAAAAAGAACGUGGUGCGCGUAUGGUUUUGCAACCAAAGACAAAAACAGAAGCGGUUGAAAUUUUCUGCAACACAUUAA
This is a messenger RNA of Megalops cyprinoides (Indo-Pacific tarpon), 1089 nucleotides long. RefSeq names its product POU domain, class 4, transcription factor 1-like. The transcript is spliced from 2 exons. Gene Ontology annotation, molecular function: DNA-binding transcription factor activity, RNA polymerase II-specific; RNA polymerase II cis-regulatory region sequence-specific DNA binding. Gene Ontology annotation, biological process: regulation of transcription by RNA polymerase II. Lineage: Eukaryota; Metazoa; Chordata; Actinopteri; Elopiformes; Megalopidae. The coding region runs from base 1 to 1089 and encodes 362 amino acids. The record is from RefSeq and is a predicted model, not a curated record.